Molecule: messenger RNA, 2588 nt
Organism: Sturnus vulgaris (Common starling)
Lineage: Eukaryota; Metazoa; Chordata; Aves; Passeriformes; Sturnidae
Gene: ABI2
Product: abl interactor 2
Biological process (GO): neuron migration
Cellular component (GO): SCAR complex; lamellipodium; actin-based cell projection
Molecular function (GO): signaling adaptor activity; SH3 domain binding
Source: RefSeq, a predicted model, not a curated record
UGAGAGGAUGUGAAGAUGGCGGAGCUGCAGAUGCUGCUGGAGGAGGAGAUCCCGGGGGGGCGCCGGGCCCUGUUCGACAGCUACACGAACCUGGAGCGGGUGGCCGAGUACUGCGAGACCAACUACAUCCAGUCAGCAGAUAAGCAGCGAGCCCUGGAAGAGACCAAAGCCUACACAACGCAGUCGUUAGCAAGCGUAGCCUAUCUGAUCAACACUUUGGCCAACAAUGUUCUCCAGAUGCUGGAUAUCCAGGCAUCCCAGCUUCGGCGCAUGGAAUCUUCAAUCAACCAUAUUUCACAAACGGUGGACAUUCACAAAGAGAAAGUUGCUAGAAGAGAAAUUGGUAUCUUGACUACAAACAAAAACACCUCAAGAACUCACAAAAUCAUUGCACCAGCUAACUUGGAGCGACCAGUUCGCUACAUCAGGAAACCUAUUGAUUAUACAAUUCUAGAUGAUAUUGGACAUGGAGUGAAGGUCAGCACCCAGAACAUGAAGAUGGGUGGGCUGCCUCGCACAACACCACCCACCCAGAAGCCACCAAGUCCACCGAUGUCAGGAAAAGGAACUAUUGGGCGGCACUCCCCGUACCGCACGCUGGAGCCGGUGCGGCCCCCGGUGGUGCCCAACGAUUACGUGCCCAGCCCGACGCGCACCAUGGCCCCGGCCCAGCAGAGCCCCGUCAGAACGGCCUCGGUCAAUCAGCGCAACCGCACAUACAGCAGCAGUGGCAGUAGUGGAGGAAGCCACCCAAGUAGUCGGAGCAGCAGUCGAGAGAACAGUGGAAGUGGAAGUGUCGGUGUUCCCAUUGCUGUUCCCACACCAUCUCCUCCUAGUGUCUAUCCAGCCCCUGCUGGCUCAGCUGGCACUUCUCCCCUUCCUGCUACCUCUGCUCCUGCCCCCACUCCUCCUGCUCCUCCUGCCCCUUCCUCUGCUGCCCCAGAUGCUGCUGCUGCUGCAGGAGCUCAGCCCCUUGCUGAUGGCUUCACCUCUCCAACUCCCCCUGCUGUUUCUUCCACACCCUCUGCAGGUCACCCAGUUCAGUUCUACAGCAUGAACAGGCCAGCAGCUCGGCACACGCCCCCCACCAUCGGGGGGUCUUUGCCCUAUCGGCGGCCUCCUUCCAUCACAUCACAGACGAGCCUUCAGAACCAGAUGAACGGGGGCCCCUUCUACAACCAGAACCCAGCAUCCCUUGCUCCUCCUCCCCCCUCCAUCCUACAGGUAACUCCACAGUUACCACUAAUGGGAUUUGUGGCCAGAGUUCAAGAAAACAUUUCAGAUACUCCUCCCCCACCACCGCCUGUGGACGAGGCAGUGUUCGACGAGUCUCCACCUCCACCCCCACCUCCAGAGGAUUAUGAGGAAGAGGAAGCAGCUGUGGUGGAGUACAGUGAUCCCUAUGCUGAGGAGGACCCUCCCUGGGCACCUAGGACAUACUUAGAAAAGGUGGUGGCAAUCUAUGACUACACCAAGGAUAAGGAAGAUGAGCUCUCAUUUCAGGAAGGUGCCAUCAUUUACGUCAUCAAGAAAAAUGAUGAUGGCUGGUAUGAGGGAGUCAUGAACGGAGUGACGGGGCUGUUCCCAGGGAACUAUGUGGAGUCCAUCAUGCAUUACUCUGAGUGAAGACAGAGGACACAACACUGCAUCUCCUGCUGCAGGAGCUGUCAGGGCUUCCCAGAUCUCCACCAGCCUCUGCGGCCCCAUCCAGUAUAACUGAAUGAAGGAUAAUUGUAACAACCACUCUUUUGGGUUUGGUUUGGUUUUUUUUUCCUUUUCCCCCUCAUGAUAAGACAAUAGUGAUUUGAGUUGUUUGGACAAAUGGCUCUUCAGCUGUCAGCAGAGGCUAUCCUGAGCUAUCAGACUUUGAAUUAAGCUGACCCAUUCAGAUGUAACAAACUUGUUGAUUAGCUCAUACUUCACUCAAAUUCUGACUUCUGACAGGUCUUGGGAUCUGUCUUAGGAAUCCUGUGUGCCCUCAUGGUACUAUCGUUGGAAGCAGUUCCUGGCACUGGGGAUGUCCUGGAUGCUUGUGGUGAAGGUUACGGGCCAGUGGACAUCCCUCCUGUUUCUACACUACACUCCUGUGCAGCUGGAAGAACAGUGAUGUGCUAGCAAACACUGGGAUUUCUGCACAGAGACUUUCCUGUAACUGACUUCAGAUAGCUGGAUGCAUCUUCAGCAUAAACACUUCUGCAGCUGCUCUGCACACGUAGGCUGACACAGGGCACACAGAGCCCACUUUCAUUCACUCACCUUUCAGUUUAGACAAUUCAGAUGGCUGCAGCCCAGAGGACUCCCACCCCCAUUUCUCAUCUUCUGAAUGCCACAUAUUUGUUUUGUGUUCUGCACUGAUGUAACUGUGCUCCUCUCCACAGCGAGCUCCUUGCCACGGUUGCUGCCGGUUCAAACAGAACUCACAGAUGCCGUUGAUGGUGAAGGCGAAACAAAGUUUACAGGUCCUCCUGGGGUCUGAGGAUUAACUCUAGGGGGUGUGAUCUACGGUUCAAAUUCACUCAUACCUGCUUGCACUAGAGAAAUUUGCCCCCAGCUUUAGUUUUAUGCACAAUAUAAUCUUAAAAAUCCAA